GCCACCGGAAGUGGCCCACCCCUCUGCCUCGUUUUCGCAAAGUAUGCGAGUGAUUGACAGGUGCAGUGUAACCUAGCUGCAGCGCGCCUUCCUAUUGGCUGGCCGUGAGGCGGGACGCUGGGUCACCGAGCUGAUUGGAUGACCCGUAGAGUCGCCGUGCGCAGCCAGUUGGGGAUUUCGAGGCCGUGUGCAAACCGCGUGUGGCGCAGCGCAGAGAAACGACAGUCGGGACGAAAACAUCUCUGAAGCCAUGAGCAGCAACGAGUGCUUCAAAUGUGGCCGCACUGGUCACUGGGCAAGGGAGUGCCCUACCGGAGGUGGGCGUGGCCGCGGCGGGAGAGGCAGAGGCCGCGGGGGAUUCAGCUCCUCCAGAGGUUUCCAAUUCAUUUCUUCAUCUCUUCCAGACAUCUGCUACCGCUGUGGGGAGUCUGGCCACCUUGCUAAGGAUUGUGAUCUGCAGGAGGAUGCUUGCUAUAACUGUGGCAGAGGUGGGCACAUCGCCAAGGACUGCAAGGAGCCACGGAAAGAGCGGGAGCAGUGCUGCUACAACUGUGGCAAGCCGGGGCACCUUGCCCGUGAUUGUGACCACGCCGAUGAACAGAAGUGCUAUUCUUGCGGAGAGUUUGGGCACAUCCAGAAGGACUGCACCAAGGUGAAAUGUUACAGGUGUGGGGAGACCGGCCACGUGGCCAUCAACUGCAGCAAAACGAGUGAAGUCAACUGUUACCGCUGCGGGGAGUCGGGGCACCUUGCGCGGGAAUGCACGAUCGAAGCCACGGCCUAAAUAUCCUUCGUCGCCCCUCCUUUUUCUGAUUGAUGGUUGUAUUCUUUUCUCUGAGUCCUCUUCACUGGCCAAAGGUUGGCAGAUAGAGCUAUUCCCCGGCCGUGAGCUUUACUUGACGUGUAAAAGGAGGAAAGGGGUGGAAACACAAAAUGACUUUCUGCAUUUAAACUACAAAAAAAAAAAUGUUUAUGUUUAGUUUGGUAGAGGUGUUAUGUAUAAUGCUUUGUUAAAGAACCCCCUUUCCGUGCCACUGGUGAAUAGGGAAUUCAAUGGGAAGAGUCGGCCCCCGGGCAGGUAUUCGGCAGCCCUCCUGCUCCUCGGGGGCGGGGAAAAGCUAUUGGGAGUUUCUGCGCAACUUUGCGUUUGUGACAGUCUCAUUGGCUGUUCAUCCACACCUGUCUCGGGCCUGUCUACAGCGAGAGUCACGCGUCAGCCAGUGGCCCUGUCGCAUCUGAACCCGCCCGAAGCCGACGCUUGGCCACCGCGUUGCUAUUGGAGAUGAGGCAAAAGCCAGGAUGCGAAUACGUUUAUUUUUUAUUUCGUUUUCUUGUUUCUUUACGGGGAGCGCUAACGGCGAGGAGGCGCCUGGCGGAGAGAAGCCAAACGUAGAAGCUGUUCGGGAGCUGCAGAGAAACGAUGUUUUCACAGAAUCAAGAGUUAUUUUUGUAUACGAUAUCACUUUAGGCAACUGUUUGAGUUUACUUUGCUUGGAAUCAGUUUUUAAAGUCAGGAGGUAAAAAGAAACUUAAGUCCUAGAACAUAGAAAUGUAAUUUUAAACUAUCAAUAAAGCUGGAGGAGGAAGGGGA
Messenger RNA from Xenopus tropicalis (tropical clawed frog), 1591 nucleotides. It is a transcript of the gene cnbp, whose product is annotated as CCHC-type zinc finger nucleic acid binding protein. Gene Ontology annotation, molecular function: zinc ion binding; nucleic acid binding. The record is from RefSeq and is a predicted model, not a curated record. Bases 251 to 784 code for a protein of 177 amino acids. Lineage: Eukaryota; Metazoa; Chordata; Amphibia; Anura; Pipidae. Gene Ontology annotation, cellular component: nucleus; cytoplasm; endoplasmic reticulum. The transcript is spliced from 5 exons.